CUCUUAUUGUGAGCAAGACUCGUACCACCUCAUUCCUCUUUUCCUCCUUUCUUUUAUACACUAUCGUUAUCUUCUAUAGUUCUCUUCUCUUACCUCUUCUCCUUCCUCACUCGCUUUAUUAGGGUUAGGGUUUUCACUUCCCACUCUUCCACCCACCACUCUUCUUCUCUCACAGCCGCUCGUCGUCUUUCUUUCUCUCUCUCUCUCUCUUCCCGAUCGGAAAUUAGAGGUUGAAAUAUUGGCUUGGAUUCUUGAAAUUGGUGUUAUUUAUGGUUUUAAUGGAGCAUAGAGGCUAGGAUGUCCAACAAUCUGGUUUCGGAGCCGAUGCCGAGCAUGCAGAUGGCUCAGUUGCAGCCAAUUGUGACCAAAGUAGAUUCUACGGCUGGACAGAUGGAUAUGGGGUUAUUGGCUCCUGUAACUGCUGAUCCUACUCCACAGCAACGCGGAGGUGCAAAUGAUCAUGUUGGAUUGUUGAGAGAUGGGUCUGGUGAUCCCAGGUCUCGGGGCUUAUCGAAUUCGGCUAUGCAGAGUGUUCGAGUAGAAGCACGAAUGAGUAAUAUGGGUCCACAGCAGCUGGUAACAACUCCCAAGCGGAAGGCACCAAUGGAAUUAUCAACUGGUAGCUCUGUGACAUCCAACAAAAGGGUUGCACAAGGGGGAAAUAGACCUUGGUUGCAGCAAGCUUCUAAUCUGUCAAAUAAAGGUUCUGCGCAGAUGCAAUCCCCAUCUAAUGCCUCCCCCCGCCCUCAGCAAUCGGCAGUCUCCAAUAAGAGAAAAGUGCAGAUGACUGAAUCUGUUUCCAGUAAAUCAAGUACGCCACGUUCCUCGAAUUCUAAAAAUCAGAAUACGCAGAUGAAGCAGCCAUCCAAAGUUCAAACAGAAUCUUCUGAAAGUGUUAGGUCCAAGAUGAGAGAGUCAUUAGCUGGUGCUCUGGCCUUGGUUUCUAAGCAAGAUAAACCGACUCAGAACAAUAACACAAUGAAUGAUGCUGCUACUAACGGGAAAUUAGAGAACAGCUCUCAGUGGGAUGGGUCAGCACCUGCACCCAUUGAUAUUGCCCCAGAGCAAAGGCAAGAUAUUUCUGAAUCUGCUCAGCCUUCUUUUUCUGCAGCUGGUUCAGUUGACCAUGCAACAGGAGAGCAGAGAAAUAAUGCAUCUUCUAGUGAAGAUUUUUCUGAAAAAUUCAAGGAUUUUGAAAUGGGAUCUAUAAAUAUAUCAAAUAAUGAAAAUAUACUCGGUUUGAACUGUGAUAAGCAAGACUUCCAGUCAGAUUACACUUUGACUACUGAUGAUGUUCCAUUCAGUGACAGCUUUUUUGUGAAAGAUGAUCUUUUGCAGGGUAAUGGUCUUUCAUGGGUAUUAUCUGAUGUGGUAGGCAUGGACAAUCAAAAGGAAAGUCAAAAUGUUAUAGAGCAGAGACCAGAACCUGAGGAACCAUUACCUGAAGUUUUAGCAUCAAGGAUAGAAGAAGAACUUUUCAAAUUGUUUGGAGGUGUGAAUAAGAAGUACAAAGAGAAGGGGAGGUCUCUCCUAUUCAAUUUGAAGGAUAGAAAUAAUCCAGAACUAAGAGAAAAGGUUAUGUCGGGUGACAUUCGUCCCGAACAAUUGUGUUCCAUGACAGCAGAGGAACUUGCUUCAAAGGAACUCUCCCAAUGGCGGAUAGCCAAGGCUGAAGAGCUUGCUCAAAUGGUGGUUUUACCUGAUUCAGAUGUUGAUAUUAAGAGGUUAGUCAAGAAAACACAUAAAGGUGAGUUUCAGGUGGAAGUUGAACAUGAAGAUAACGUUCCCAUUGAGGAGAUCUCCAGUGGCACCACAUCUUCUAGAAGUCUAACAAGUAGAAAAGGUGGGGAAGCCAGGAGUCAAAAAACUAAAAAAGGUGGGGAGGCCACUUCUUCCAAAUCUGCUGUGGUCAAAGAAAAUAAAAACACGGAUGGUGAGAAAAGCAAUUCAGAGAAGGACAAUGCAUUUUCCAUUACCAUUUCAUCCAACGAUGGGACUGAUCCAAUGCAAGGCCUUAUGACAGAUGAUGCACUGAAGGAUCCUGACUUUCUUCCACCGAUUGUCUCUCUUGAUGAAUUCAUGGAAUCCCUUCAUUCUGAGCCACCAUUUGAAAAUUUACCAAUGGAAUCAGGUAAAGAAGCUCCUGAAUCAAACAAGGACGAUUCUGAGGUUGGAUCUAAAUCAAAAUCUUUGGAUAUAACCCCAAGGGAGCAAGCUGGUGUCACCCCUGAUAAAUCUGAAAAUCUAGAUGCCAAAGAUGAAAAACUGGUUAAUGCAGAAUCUGGGUCUAUUUCUGAUAGACGUUGCAAUGAGAGCGAAGCUGGUGUGAAGCCAACUGAUGAUCAUGCAAAGGAAAGGUUAACGGAUAACAAGAAGAAUGCUUCUGUUGAUGCUGAGCUGAGAACAAGUAAUUUUCAUGCCGAAGAGCGAUAUGGCAAUAAUAGUUUGUAUGCAAAAACUGCAGUACAUACUAAGGGUGAAUGCUUCUGGGACGGAAUGCUUCAACUGAAUAUAUCUACGACUGAUUCAGUAAUAAGCAUAUUUAAAAGUGGUGAGAAAACUACUGCAAAAGACUGGCCUGGUUUUCUUGAGAUCAAGGGAAGGGUUCGACUUGAAGCAUUUGAGAAAUUUUUGCAAGAGCUUCCUCAGUCAAGAAGUCGUGCUAUAAUGGUCGUACACUUUGUUUCGAAAGGGUCUUCACCCAGCCAGCAAUCAACACUUCGUGAGGUGGCUGAAUCUUAUAUUACGGAUGAGAGAGUGGGAUUUGCUGAGCCUGUGUCUGGAGUUGAACUUUACUUUUGCCCACCUCAUAACAAAACAGUUGAAAUGCUGAGCAAGAUACUUCCAAAGGAACAAAUUGAGGCAGUUAAUUCUAUUGAUAAUGGCCUAAUUGGUAUUAUUGUAUGGAGAAAAACUAAUUUAACUUCGUCAACAAUUUCACCCACCGCUUCAUCACAACACAAACAUAGUAGUAGUAGCUCUAAAAGGCAACAAUACUUCUCUAGGAGACAGCAAGAUGGUAGUAGUAAUUUGAAUGUGAAUGUUGCUAAUCCCUCUAAUCCACCACCGAAUGGUGUUGAUGAUGAUGAUGAUGAUGACAUUCCUCCUGGGUUUGGGCCUCACCAGGCCCGGCCCGAGGAUGACCUACCCGAGUUCAGUUUCAUGGGUGGUCCAAACACAUCAUCACACAUGGUCCAAAGACCUAGGGGACCACCAGGUAUGGUUCCAUUCCAAAUGGUUAACCAGGCCCCAUCACGCCCUGUUGAUCAAAUGAGGGAGCUUGUGCACAAAUAUGGUCAAAGCAAAGUAAAUUCACAUCAUUCAGGAAAUUGGCAAGACAAAUUUGGUGGUUCAAUCCAACCUUGGAAUGAUGAUGAUGAUGAUAUACCUGAAUGGCAGCCGCAAAACUCACAACAGAACCACCAGUUCCCACCACCACCACCACCUCAAUUGGCAUUGCACCAACAAAACUUUCACCUUAGACCUCACUUGAUGAAUCAAUCAUUCCCAGGUUCACCUACUUUGCCAACACCACCACAUCUUCAACCACCUAUGAAUGUGACACAUGGCCAAAGAAAUAUUGGUCCAAAUUGGGUUCCUCCUAACCAGGGAAACAACCACCUGCAACCAAGUGGUGGACAGCACUAUGGUGCUCCUAUGCAAGGCACGUGGCCUGAAAAUGUUACUAGAAGUAGGGGAUUUUAGUUUGUUUUAGCAUAUAGGUUAGGUUAGCUCCUUUGUAAGCUUAUGUGAAACCUUUUUUUUUCUUUUACUUUUGUAGCAUCUUUUUCUUUACCAUGUGGAGCAAACAAAUGGCUAUAUUUUAUCUUUUUUCAUGUUUAAGAUAGCCAAGUGUAGGUGAUCUGGUGAAUAAUAUGAUGCUGUAAACAUAUUGCAUGCGCCUGUUCCUGAUACCAUGAUUUGCAUUUGGUUC
Messenger RNA from Arachis stenosperma, 3934 nucleotides. RefSeq lists its product as uncharacterized. The transcript is spliced from 5 exons. NCBI's taxonomy places the organism in Eukaryota, Viridiplantae, Streptophyta, Magnoliopsida, Fabales, Fabaceae. Gene Ontology annotation, biological process: DNA-templated transcription. Gene Ontology annotation, cellular component: nucleus. The record is from RefSeq and is a predicted model, not a curated record. The coding region runs from base 298 to 3705 and encodes 1135 amino acids.